Molecule: messenger RNA, 585 nt
Organism: Penicillium riverlandense
Lineage: Eukaryota; Fungi; Ascomycota; Eurotiomycetes; Eurotiales; Aspergillaceae
Exons: 1
Coding region: 1-585 (194 amino acids)
Source: RefSeq, a predicted model, not a curated record
AUGAAAAAUAUGCUCAGAGAAAUUGGGAUUGAAUCACCGUUGCUGGAGACAUCAACUAAAGCAAGCAGUGGACAAGGGAUUGGGCAUGGUCAAGUGAAUGAUCGUUUCCACGCUGGCGACAUGGCGCCACAGACUCGACAGCCUCGGCCGAGUGCGACGCAGCGCUCGACUCUCCAUCAGGGACUGCCGGUCACAACCCAGAGACAGUCUCCUCCGCAGCCCAUCUCGGACCUGGGCGUGUCGUGGCCAAUGAACCAACAUCCAUAUCCAAGCUCGGGAAAUCCUCCAUCGAACCACGUCCAGCCCCCGUCUCAUCUCGCGCCGGGCCUCCCUCAAGGCCCGGUGGGCACAAUGCAGCAGCAAAAUGGAUUCACCGUUGAUCCGGGGCAGUUUGGCGCCUCGACUGCCAACGGCAACGGGCUCUCUGUGCACCCCUCUCAGAUUCCGACGACUCAGCAGGGUAUGGCUAACUGGGAGUUUGCUACACAAAACCCAGUUUCCGCCGCAUCUACAAAUGGCCAUACCCAGCAUCCCGAUAUAUACGACCUUGACCGCUUUUUUACUAGCCUGGGGGAGAAUAUUUAA